Molecule: messenger RNA, 1194 nt
Organism: Wasmannia auropunctata (little fire ant)
Lineage: Eukaryota; Metazoa; Arthropoda; Insecta; Hymenoptera; Formicidae
Product: zinc metalloproteinase nas-7-like
Exons: 4
Coding region: 106-939 (277 amino acids)
Biological process (GO): proteolysis
Molecular function (GO): zinc ion binding; metalloendopeptidase activity
Source: RefSeq, a predicted model, not a curated record
AUAAAAGGGAAGCGAUCAGAAUGGUUGCAUUACUGCAGUAACUCUUGCUGUCAAUAGGACCGUAGGUAAAUAGGUAAUUUGCUACAAUUUGAUUUAACGUCGAUCAUGGCUUGUCAACCGUUAGUCACUUUCGCGUGGACGCUUCUCGUCCUCGCAAUGUCUGAGUCGGCGGGAGCGAUCCCUUACACGAGGAAUACUAGAGAAUUGCCCAUGAUGGUUCCGGACAAGGAAACGGGAGCCAGGGUAGCAAAAUGGACCAAGGAAAUGAAUGUGAAUCCAGAGGAAUUGGGCAGUUACUUCGAGGGAGACAUCAUGAUCACAAGAAACACCAAAAGAAACGGAGCGACUGAUGAAUCUCUCCGUUGGCCUAAUUGCGUCGUUCCCUAUGAAAUCAAUGGUGAUUUCGAUGACAAUCAAAUGGCUCUUAUACAAGCUGCGAUGGACGACUAUUCUCAGUCCACGUGCAUUAAGUUUGUACCGAGGACGGCGAGGACAGAUGAAGAGGAUUAUGUCAGCAUCACUAGUGAAGACACUGGGUGCCAUAGUAACAUUGGCAGGAUUGGCGGUGAACAAAUAGUAAACCUACAGAUUCCUGGUUGUGUAAUAAAGAAGGGUACCGUCAUACAUGAGCUCAUGCACGCCAUCGGUUUUUGGCACGAACACACCAGAGAAGAGCGUGAUGAUUACGUGGAUAUCAAUUGGGAUAAUAUUCAAGAAGAGGCCACGGGAAAUUUUGUUAAAGUUAGCCCGGGACAGACUACCGCUUUCGGAGUUCCUUACGAUUACGGCAGCGUGAUGCACUACACUGCGUACGCGUUUGCCAAAGACGACAGUCAAAAAACCAUUAUCACAAAAGAUCCAAACGCAGAAAUCGGCCAAAGAGAGGGCUUUAGUGACUCCGACAUUAAAAAGAUUAAUACGAUGUACCAGUCUGCUUAAUAUUGACAUAAUGAAUUUAUGUCAGGGAUCAGUUCUACGGCGAAUGGCUACAGUUUGGCGAUAUCUUUGGACUUGAGAAAGAUCUUAAUUAAGAAUAUUUAAUAAGAAUAUUUUUAUUAUAAAAGAAAAACAGAUAUUUAGUAUAAAGCAUAUAUGAGAAUUUUUUCUUGCAAAACCUGUUAUUGAUUAACAGGAUUAUUAUGUUAUUAUAACUAUUAUAUAUUAUCAUAUUAAAAAUGUUUUUACAUCUCGUAU